Messenger RNA from Varroa destructor (honeybee mite), 4925 nucleotides. RefSeq lists its product as uncharacterized. The record is from RefSeq and is a predicted model, not a curated record. Lineage: Eukaryota; Metazoa; Arthropoda; Arachnida; Mesostigmata; Varroidae.
UCUGCUUGAAUUCGCUCUGCCUCUCCGUGUUACUCGGAUAGCAGUAGCAGAACAGCUAUUCAUUCACAUUAGUUCUGCUUCCCGCGCCCGCUCUUUCCAAGCAGACCAUCCUUCCCGGCAAUUGUGCCCCGUAGACUGUGUUGCAAUGAGUGUCAUGCAGUGAGAGCGCGGUGUUAUAGCCAGGGGGCAUUGAUUGUGUCUGUUGCGUUGGCUCCGGCUCGCGCUUUCUGGUCGUUGCGGUCAGUGCUGGUGCUAGAUUGCCGGACAAACAGCCAUAGAAAGUUAGAUUUCCAAACAAGAUGUGCCUGGCCAUAGUCGCCAAGGCAACUCUGUGGCACAACUAGAGAAGAACAUUCGUGUGCUGAGUGUAUGGAAGGACUCAAGUGGAGAUAGAUUCAUUUACCCUAGAUAUUAGUCUAAUAUGAAAAGAGCCGUGCAAAGCUGUAAGGACUGGUGAAAGAAAUACGAUUGUGAACUAUUAAUUAACCGCCGCGAAUGCGUCGAAUCGAAGAAAGCACAAAGGAAUUUAUUAUUUAAUUAAUUUAUUUAGGAAUCUCGUUCUUUUCCGCCGCUGCUCCGAGUAUCAUCAUCACCAUGAUCACCAUAUUUCCCAUCAUCGAUUUCUGCUGAUGCUGUCAGCUUAAAGGUAGACGACAGCUGGCAGCGGAAAAGAAGAUUUCAAGUGGUGGUCAAAUUAAACAUAGACUACGUUAGACAUUUAUAUAAUGCGAAACUUACGAAAAUUAUAGUAUUACGAAUAUAUUCUACAGUGAGCACUGAAGUAUACGCCAGCUGAGACGCUGUACUGUACUCACCGAGAAACACAACUAAUGCCAGUAGCCAAGGAAGAAACAUUACAGUUAUUCUAUCAAUCUAAUACUUCGAGUCAUCUCAUACGAGUCGCCUCCCUGAGCGGCUGAAGUGCGCCGCCGUCGAAAGAAACCAAACACAUCAUCUGGACAGGGCAUGUCGGAAAACUAUGUCGGGGUCAACUGGGACCUUAAAAGCGAUGUCGGGGACCGAGAACUUGGCCGUGAGUUACAGAAACGGUUGACUUUUGAAGAGAGCGAUCGGGUCGAGGUUGAUCAGCCCCGCGAACGAGGUAGCGACUCGGCUGGUCAUAGUCGGUGUACACAAAGGUGGACAGCGAAGAAAACCUUAGCUGUUGGUGAAGCUGGAGCAGGACAAAGUUCAUCGAUUGGCAAAGCUAGAAAGUCGAAAUCGCCCUCUGGUGGAAGCGGUCAUCUCCCCUACAAACCUGGACAGCAGCAACCAUUACGAGUGGCUCCGCACGACCCCUCUCUAUCGUUGUCAGACCCGGGGAACCUUCAUCCGAAACGACAUGCCUCCACACGAGAGCAUGGACCCAGCAAUCAUCGGAGUCGAAAUCAUCGAGACCCUUCUGGACGAGGCGGAGAUCUUGCAAAAGGAAGCAACUCUUCCUCGCAAAAUCGACACCAUAAGUUCCACAGCGGAUCUAUAACCGUUCGCCGAAAAAGUGACUCAAAUGCUACGAACAGCACCAAUACGAGUGGCCGAGGCAUGAUGUUUCUUUCGUCAGCGUCGUCGAGCGGCAACACCAGCGUGUGGGGUCCCACUCUUCCGGCUUCGCUCAGGAAUCAACAUCUGGCUCACAAAUGUUCCUACACAGAUGGUGCCAGUGUAAGUGCUGGAAGCAGCAGCCGCUCCUCGACUGACCUUCUAGCUUCCCCGGGACCCCCUCGGGCCGGGGCACACGGCCACGUAUAUUCUUACUCGGUUCCGUCGACCCCAAACGCACGAAUCCGUCGCCAUGGGACCACGGGCGGUAGUUCUGCGCUUUGUGCCUUUGAAGCGUUCCUUCCCUUGUGCGAGAUACAGGCGGGUUUGAAAAAAGGAGAAUUCUUUGAGGGAACCCUGCGCGUGAACCCACAUUGUUCGGAUGACUCAUACAUCAGUGCACCGGUAAUCACUGGUAACAGCAAAUUCAUCUAAGCAAACGAACGCGAAAAUGAGCUGAAAAUCGGCAAGGUGUUACAUUAUCUCAACUGUCGCGUUCAACUUGCACGCUUAGCGCCAGCAGCGGCAAUCACUGAAGCGGGGCUUUCGUUUGGGAUUGGCGGUCUAUACGACGCACUCUACUUAACCUGGAAGCUCUAUCUUUCUUUGUCCUUGGUGAACUUUUGCAUCGUGGAUUGCCAGAUCGACAAACUACUUUACACUGUUUGGGUGUCCGCUUGCAAUGGGACAUCGCCCACGGAGGCUAAUCCAGACGAGGACAAAUUCUUGGCACCACGUCGCUAAGUAAUCCCCACGUCGUAUUGUGGCCUGAGGUACAUCUCGUGCGAGUGCAGCUGCGCCUGUGAGAUAUAUAUAUUUGUAAUCAAUCGUCCCAGUCAUUAGUUCUGACUGCUCUUGCCUUCAUGAGGAAAGUCAAAAGAUAUUCUUCUUUCAUACACACUCCCUGAUAAAAUAUACAAAUAUCAUUUCUGCCUCGAUUAUUCUACCAAGUACAUUUAGCUGCUAGUUUUUCUGCCAAUAACAUUGUACCUAUUUCCAAUUUUUCUCUAUCUUUUUGCGCUUAUAUCAGGUCGUCUUUUCCGAAUGUAAAUUCUGUACUGUAGGGGGUCUUCAUUCAGGCGGCUCUCACAAAGAACGAACUGCAGUUAAUCGAAGAACUGGCUAUUUCUCCUUUGAAAAAAGGGCUCAUACACUUGAUUGCUUGCGAGUUUUGGAAAAGCAUACGUAAUAAUAAUAGAUAUUGCUUUAAUCUUCAGACUAAUCAUAUCCGAGUUACAAAUAUGUCAUUGAUAUACAAAAUAUCAUUGUUGAGAGCAGCUGUAAAUCAAUAUGUGUGCAACGUAUCCACGACAAGCUUAGACCAGCGCUCCUUAAUUCAAUGUAUUUUCAAUUUAAGAUGUGAUCAGUUCGAAGUGAAAGUGACAAUUCAAUUCAUGGCAGUAGGCAGCUGCUCUGUAAACUUAUCCUUCUAAAUGUUGGCGCGCACAAGCGUACUGAUAGCACCAUUUAGUAGGGAUAGGGAUAGGGCAGAUCUACAUUUAGUGAAAGGUAAAAAUCAGCAAUUAACGUCUGCGAGUGAUUUCCAACAAGAACAAUAUCAGGUGAAAGCAGUUAAAGAACUUCCUCUAUAGCUGGUGAAGUAACUGCAUUCUAAGACAAAUGCGGUUAAAGUUCUUUGCAAAUUCUCCUUCUUGACCGGUAGGUCCGCAAUGAGUAGAAUAUGUUCAAAUUCUCUCCUUACUGAGCACCGUGACAUGUAGCGUUGUUAAGGUCAUCGAAUUCAAUACAAGACAUGAUACGGAAGGAUAGAUACGUCAGGAUACGUGAAGGAUAGAUCAUGAGGUACGUUGUUUUCCCCGAUAAUCGCAACUGGCAUGAUGUAGACGACAAUGUAAACAUCUGAUUCUUGCAGAGAUAAGCCCGAAUACUCAACCAACAUCAUGCAAGCUUUCCAAAGGCUGUUCGAGACUAUUAGCUGCAGUUACCUUGGUUGUGCUGUAAAUUGCGUAACCAGGUUGUAAUAGGUAAACUGACCGCUUGGGACCAGAAAUGGUGAAGAAUGCGCUUAGGUUAAAAAGGACGCACAAUGGUAAUUUUGACAACGGAAAGGUUAGGAAGCAUCCGUUCACGAAGACAUCUAUCGCAUAAGACAAAUUGACGUGGUAUCAUAUUCUAUGCGUGUAUCUUCGAACCUUGACAGUAGUUUACAACUGAGGCAGACGUAGGGUUUCGUCGGCGAUAGUUGUCAAGGUAAAGAAGAGCUUCCAUCACACUUGAAUUGCAAAAAUACGAAUCGCCAGCUAGGCAAACAGAAUUUCCACUUCCUCCGUUCGAAAACACUCAACCAUUAAAUGGAAUCGAUGAGCGACGCGGCAAAUUGAGAGACAUCAACACUAUGAAUUGUGGCGAGCGUUGGAGAGAAAAUUCUCUUAACGCCAUGUGUCCAUCUACAAGCAUUCUGACCAAAUGAUCGAUAUUGAAGGAUCCUUAAACGUUAUAUACUUUAUAAAUAGAAUCGUAACGAUCUUCUUCAUCCGUUACUUCUUAUUCGGUGGCUAUAGUCUGCUCGUGUUAAUCAUAUCAUCUGUUUUUGUAGUUUUCAUCUAUGUUGAUUGUUUCUAACAAUGAGACGCAUGAAAGCAGAACUACGAGGUUGAGAUAUAGCAAACAGGUGACAUUUGAGAUACGAACUGCUACCCUUCAACAACUUUUUUCUAUAGCUAAAACUGUAUCUGAAAAAACAAAUACUUUUGCACUUGCUAACCGUAUUAUUACUGACGGUCAUUUUUAAUCAAUGUAGUCAUCACCGAUCGCGAAUUUAGGACCUAAACAAUUAAUAAGUCAUAUUUAACCGUACGCCAAACAAUAUUGGUAGGUGGAACCCUGUAAAGGUGUCGCUCAAAUUCGCUACACACAGAACAUUUCGGUGGAAUUAAAUUUUUGGCUGAUGACAGGCCAAAAAUGCAAGGCUUCGAAUAAAUUAACCGUUGGAGCCUAUUUGGCUGAGAUAAUAAGAGAUUGAUAUUUUCCACUCCGAAAUCGCCGAUAAUCUUUGUAUGAAAGACUCAGGCCAUUAAAGAUGAUUUUUUGAGCCAUUUAAUUCAUUUUUAAGCCCUUUAAAUUUAAACUUUACUAGAAAUCCUCCAACAGGCUUCAUGAAAGUCUUCCUUGGAUUGAUCUAUAAUAUAGAGUAUCGAUUUCGGGUGAAAAGGAGAUUUUUAAUCCUAGUGGAAGUUUACUUAGCUUAAAUAAUAGCUGACCUUGGUCUAAAUCUAAAAAAAAAAGGUCCAUAAUGUUUUUUGCCUUGAUAAGUACGAUUUGUUCCAAAAAGAAGUAGCUUUCUUCCUUUACCAAGAAUAACGAGUAAACGCAUCCCUGCUUCGACGAACCGCCCGCCAAAGUUUGUCUGAAUUUAAAUGUUCUAU